UACACAAAGAGACGCAUUACUUAUCAUGCAUUGAAUUCGUUAACGUCUCAAGAGCAAACAUAAUCAAGCAACCAAUCGGAGCAUUCAGAUAUCGCGGCUAUCUACGAAAAUAAUAGAUAUUCGGCUGUUGCCAUUGUUUCUGAUUACUUAUUGUUUCGAUAGGAGUUCUGUCGGUGCUAGAAGGAUUGAUAAGAGAUUACCGCGGCCACAGUAACGUUUGAUCCUCCGAGUAAGGAACAUCUCGUUGCGGAGGAAUACAACAGAGCAGCAGUUAACUAAUUGAAUCAAUUGAACGAGUGCCGUCCGCCGGUGAUUGCGGCCCCCGAAGUAAGUCGAUGUGACUGCCCUGUGCGACGAUUCCAUAGUGCCUUAUUGUGUUUAAAGUGAUCAUGUGCAUCUUAGUGUGAUAUUAUGUGAUAUCGGUUUCGCAUAACAAAUGAAAAUCAAAAUGAUAAGAUUGUACAUCAUCUGGCUGGGGUUGGCGUUAAAUGUCUCUUGUAAGGAGUUAACAGACUUAGAAGUGCUAGCGUCAGCGCCAACGAGAUGCACUUACGAGCACGCGUACGACAUGCUUGGAGCCCACUGCGGAGGUCUACGACUCACGAAGAUACCUUCUCUCAGAGGCGGCAUUGAGAUUCUCGACUUCAGUGACAACAAGUUGCAAGAAUUACACGCCGAUACUCUAUCUUCGUAUUCCAGUAUAAAAUUCCUUUAUUUGGCUGAAAAUCAAAUAUACAUGAUCGAUAAAAAUGCCUUCGUGUCACUUUCCUAUCUUGAAACAUUAGAUUUAUCUAAAAAUGUUAUCCUAGCAUUGCCAGAUUCAAUAUUCCAGCUGCCAUCAUUAAGAAAGUUAUAUUUAAAUGGUAACCCAUUGCUUCACAUGAGCUUGAAAGAUCUGACUAUUACGAAGCCAAUACAAGCACCUUUGGAACUACUAGACCUGUCAGAUUGUAAGAUAAAUAAGUUACCCGACUGGGGUAUCUUACCUAAUUUAGUCCUGUAUAAUAUCUCACAUAAUCCUUUAACAACACUCGAACCCCAACACUUUAGUACAAUGUGCAAAUUGGCUAAAGUCGAUUUAACUGAAUCCAUAGACAAUUUGAAAUUAUGCGAAUUAAAAGCGACCGUUAUUUGGUUUCAAGAGAAAAAUGUUUACUUCCAUCUAAGCGAUUACAACAGGUUAAAUACAAGAGAAUUCGACAAUUGUCCAAAGCCAGAAAUAUCAGCGACGUUAAACGCAAGUUACCAUCUUUGUGAAUCAGUUUAUACACAGGUUCAAAAUACAAAAACGUCUCGCAGAACAUGGUUAACUAUAGGGGGAGGUCUGGCUGGCUUUCUGGUCGGCUUUGUGCUUCUCCUAUACAUUAUGCAUCGACAUAACGUCGCGCAAACAAAGAGGACAGCCAAAGAAAAGACUGCAGCCGCCGCUGGUGUUAAGAAUGCGUCCACGGUACUUCUUAAUGACGUCUCUUAAAACCAAGGAGGCAGGAUAGGAGAUUUCACCCCCUUGCACUGUACUAGAUUAUAGACAUAUAUAUUUAGAGAAGUCCUGAAUUUAUCAUUGAAUUAUAGAAUGAUAGAAAUAUCAGAUAAUCGCAACUAAAAACUAUUUUUGUUUGAAUGUCUGGUGAAUAAAAGUGUGAUAGAUGUUGGACCAAACGUAAAACGUUAGUGUUUUGUUGUAGUGUGACAAAUGAAAUGAAGAUUUCAGUAGAUGUUGUCACAUCUACAUGACAUAUUAUUGGCAGUCUAUAAACAACCACAAAGAAAUAUUACGUAGAUAUUUGUAAUCGUAAAUUUAUACUGCCGAAAUACCUGUUAAAACAUGUCUGUAUUGUUAUCUCUGUUUUGUUGAAAGGAAUGAGCGGGAUAAAUAUAUAUUUAUAGACAGGCGUUUUGAUAAUAAAGCUACCUAAUUACCAAAGAUUUUAUUAGCCUGUUAUUGUUUGUUUCUAAAAGACAGUUAAGUGGUUGUGUUAUAUAUUUAGCGUAAUCAAUAAAUAACUUAAUGUAAAAACGAUGUUCAAGACAUAUUUUGUCAAUUUUUUCGUAUGUUUUAUUUGCAAAUUGAUGGGAAUAUUUCUUGUUUGUUUGGACGUGGCUGAAUUAAAUAGGAAUUGUUAAAUUAACUAAAAAAAAUGUUAAUUUUUAGUUCAUGUUCACAUUAGUGUUCGAAAUUUUACUUUGUUUAUAUGUUGUUAAUCAAUAUCGACUUCAAAAUUGUAAAAUGAUAUGUUCGAAUUAUUUUAUUUAAGUUUAGUUAAGUUAACUAAGUAUGAAAACAAUAUAGAGGCUUAUAAAGGCUGAUUAGACGUACUAAUUUCACUGUACAAAAUCAUUUUUGUAAAUCACUUUUUAAUAUAUAACUAUAAUAAAUAACAUAAUAACUUUAUCAUACACAUAUAACUAAGGUAAUUACAAUUCAUUUGCC
Messenger RNA from Papilio xuthus (Asian swallowtail), 2431 nucleotides. RefSeq names its product Leucine-rich repeat activity-regulated protein at synapses. Gene Ontology annotation, molecular function: protein binding. Lineage: Eukaryota; Metazoa; Arthropoda; Insecta; Lepidoptera; Papilionidae. The transcript is spliced from 5 exons. The record is from RefSeq and is a predicted model, not a curated record. The coding region runs from base 437 to 1474 and encodes 345 amino acids.